CGACACCUAUAUCGUACAUUUGGAUUUAUAGUUCUCUCUCCCGAUCUCCCCCUCCCCCUCCCCCUCUAUAUAUGUGGAUGUGAAAGAAAUUAAAACAAAAGGUUUAUCAUCCAAAUAGGGAAAAAAAGAUACAAUCCCAAAAUGGACUUUGCUCCCCAAAAAUCCAUACCAAAGAAGCAAGAAGAAGAAGAAGAAGCACGUGUUGAAAUAUGGAAAUACAUAUUUGGUUUUGUGGAAAUGGCGAUUGUAAAAUGUGCAAUAGAACUCAGAAUAGGUGAUACAAUAGAAAGCCAUGGAAGCCCCAUGACACUCUCCCAAUUAUCCACAGCUUUAAAUUGUUCUGCCUCACUUCUAUACCGCAUCUUGAGAUUCUUAGUCCGACGUGGAAUAUUCAAACAAGAAAUCAAUGAAGCAAAUGUCAUAAGCUAUGACCAAACACCUUUGUCAAGGCUGCUUGCAAGUAGCAACAACAACAGCAUGGCUCCAUUCCUUUUAUUGGAGAGCAGCCCUGUGAUGUUGGCACCAUGGCAUAGGCUCAGUGCUCGAAUUAAAGGCAAUGGAGAAACCCCAUUUGAGGCUGCUCAUGGAAAAGAUGUAUGGAGCUUUGCAGCAGCUGAUCCAAUACACAACAUAGUAAUCAAUGACGCUAUGUCAUGUACUGCUAGGGUUCUUACUGUGCCAGCAAUACUUGAAGAAUGUCCACAGAUUUUUGAAGGAAUUGGAAGUUUAGUUGAUGUGGGAGGAGGAAAUGGAACUUGCUUGAGCAUGAUUGUUAAGGCUUUCCCUUGGAUUAAAGGCAUUAACUUUGAUCUUCCACAUGUCAUUUCUUCUUCUCAACAAUACAUUGGUGUUGAACAUGUUGGCGGAAAUAUGCUUGAUUCCAUUCCCAAGGCUGAUGCUGCAUUCAUUAUGUGGGUGCUACAUGACUGGGAUGAUGAGACAUGCAUCAAAAUAUUGAAGAAUUGUAAAGGAGCAAUUUCGGAAAAGAGGGGGAAAGUAAUCAUUGUAGAAGCACUUAUUGAAGAACGAUCAGAAGAAAACAAUAAUAAACUUGGGGAUGUUGGAUUGAUGCUUGACAUGGUGAUGAUGGCUCAUACCAAAAAUGGUAAAGAAAGAACCUCUAAAGAAUGGGGUCAUGUUCUUCAUCAAGCUGGUUUUACUCAAUACACCAUCACACCCAUUCGAGCUGUCCACUCUGUAAUUCAGGCUUUCCUUUGAUUUGACAAAAAAAGGUUUAAAUUUACCUUUUGUUAUGGUAUGAAAUUCGCCUUUUUACUUCAACGAAAAAGUGUGUGAAAGAGAGAUCUAAAUCUUUCACCUUUCGGUUAGAGAAAUGGUAUCUUACCUCGUUUAAACUAUGUUUCGUUUGUGACUUGUAUUGAAGGUUUGGUUAACUAUAAUAAUAAAUAAUAAAGGUUUUGUUGUAAAUACUAGUAGGUGGACACAUUUUUAGCC
Messenger RNA from Cucumis sativus (cucumber), 1455 nucleotides. RefSeq names its product acetylserotonin O-methyltransferase. The record is from RefSeq and is a predicted model, not a curated record. Bases 142 to 1218 code for a protein of 358 amino acids. Gene Ontology annotation, molecular function: protein dimerization activity; S-adenosylmethionine-dependent methyltransferase activity; O-methyltransferase activity. Gene Ontology annotation, biological process: methylation. The transcript has 2 exons. NCBI's taxonomy places the organism in Eukaryota, Viridiplantae, Streptophyta, Magnoliopsida, Cucurbitales, Cucurbitaceae.